AGAAAAAAGAUGGAACAUAACAAAGAAUGAAAUACUCAUUUUCAUACCCCACAAAAGGAAAAAACCAGCUAAUCCAAAACCCCAGUUCUAGAUAUUUUUUUUUUCAUUUGAAAACUUUGGGUUAUCGUAAUCUGUAACCACCCACCAACUCAUAAAUGCCAAAUUAAUUUUUUUUCCCUUCAACUUUUAAAUCCUUUCCUCUUUUGUUUCCCCUUCUUUUCCUAGACUGUUAUUUUAUCAGGUCUUUUAACGGCUACCACUUCAUUCCCUUCUUCUUCUACCUUCAGUUUCAGAAAACAGAGGAACUUUUUGUUUUUUAAAGGAAGAGUGAAGGCAGAUGGAUUUUAGUUCAUUCUUGACGUCCUUAGGGACGUCUUUUGUAAUAUUCAUAGUGUUGAUGGUGCUCUUUGCAUGGCUUUCGACGAGGCAAGGGAACGCGGUGGUGUAUUAUCCGAACCGGAUCGUCAAAGGUAUGGAACCGUGGGAAGGCGGUUCAAGGACACGAAACCCUUUCGCUUGGAUAAAGGAAGCCUUGUCUUCGAGUGAACAGGAUGUCAUCAACAUGUCUGGGAUUGACACUGCCGUCUACUUCGUCUUCCUCAGCACUGUAUUGGGAAUCUUGGUUUUGUCUGGCAUUGUACUGCUUCCAGUUCUUCUACCCAUUGCUGCAACUGAUGAUGGUGUGAAGAAGAACGAACAUACUAGUAAUAAUACGAGCAAUGGAACUUUCAGCGACCUAGACAAGUUAUCAAUGGCGAAUAUUGAGGUGAAGAGUCCAAGGUUGUGGGCAUUCCUGGUAGCUACCUAUUGGGUGUCUGUUGUCACCUAUUUCCUUACAUUUAAGGCUUACAAACAUGUUUCUGCUCUAAGAGCUACCGCUCUAAUGUCUAAUGAAGUGAAACCUGAGCAAUUCGCGGUUCUCGUUAGAGACUUGCCGAAAGCCACUUCAGGUCAAACUCGAAAACAGCAGGUUGAUACAUACUUCAAAUCUAUAUAUCCUGAGACAUUCUACAGAUCAAUGGUGGUCACUAACAACAAAGAGGUUGAUAAAAUCUGGGGAGAGUUGGAAGGGUUCAAGAAGAAGCUUGCGCGCGCAGAAUCCAUAUAUGCACUGUCCCAGGGAAAUGGUCAAGGCACGAGACCAACCAACAGAACCGGCUUCCUUGGUCUCUGUGGUAAAAAAGUAGACAGCAUAGAGUACUACAAUGAAAAGAUUAAGGAAUUGACACAAAAAUUGGAAGCUGAACAAAAGGUCACCCUCCGAGAAAAGCAGCAAGGUUCUGCUUUGGUUUUCUUUACCAGUAGGGUGACUGCAGCCCUGGCUGCUCAAAGCCUACAUGCUCAGAUGGUUGACAAUUGGACCGUUACUGAAGCGCCUGAACCUCGUCAACUCAUAUGGAGCAACCUGACCAUCAAGUUUUACGAUAGGAUAAUACGACAAUAUGUCGUUUAUAUUGUCGUGUUUCUGACCAUAGUUUUUUAUAUGAUUCCCAUUGCUUUUAUCUCUGCAGUCACAACCCUUAAGAAUCUGAGAAAACUUCUGCCAUUCUUGAAGCCUAUUGUUGAUAUAGCUGCACUAAAGACGGUAUUGGAGGCAUAUCUUCCUCAGCUUGCACUCAUCAUAUUUUUGGCAUUAUUGCCCAAGUUCCUCUUGUUCCUCUCUAAAACCGAAGGAAUCCCUAGUGGGAGCCAUGUCAUAAGGGCUGCAUCUGGGAAAUACUUUUAUUUCAUCGUGUUUAAUGUUUUCAUUGGUGUUACUAUUGGUGGGACUUUGUUCGCUUCAAUUAAGACCAUUGAGGAGAAACCUAACUCCGUUUUCGACAUGCUGGCAAAAAGUCUGCCUGGCAAUGCAACUUUCUUCCUUACAUUCGUGGCUCUAAAGUUCUUUGUUGGUUAUGGGCUUGAGCUUUCUCGAAUAGUCCCUUUAAUCAUAUAUCAUUUGAAGAGGAAAUAUCUUUGUAAGAACGAAGCCGAGUUAAGAGAAGCUUGGUUUCCCGGAGAUAUUAACUAUGCAACUAGAGUUCCUAGUGACAUGCUUAUCGUCACAAUCGUUCUUUGCUACUCGGUUAUAGCUCCUGUGAUCAUCCCAUUUGGAGUACUUUACUUUGCCUUGGGUUGGCUUGUUCUCCGGAAUCAGGCACUCAAAGUUUAUGUUCCGGCAUAUGAGAGCUAUGGAAGAAUGUGGCCUCACAUGCAAAUCCGAAUCAUUAGUGCCCUGUUCUUAUACCAAGUUACCAUGUUGGGUUACUUUGGGGUGAUGAGAUUCUACUAUACUCCCAUCCUGGUUCCGCUCCCGAUAUUAUCUCUCGUCUUCGUCUUUGUCUGUAGGAAGAAAUUCUAUGGGGCUUUUUGUCACACGGUGCUUGAGGUCGCUAGCCAAGAACUGAAAGAAACUCCUCACAUGGAACAGAUAUUCAAAUCCUUUAUCCCACCAAGCUUGAUCUCUGAGAAACAAGAAGAUGAGCACUUUGAAGAUGCUUUGUCUCAAGUUUCAAGAUCAGAAUCUUCUGUUUGAUGUACAUUUUUUUGUUUGUCUUGCUUGUGUCUUUCCACUGAGGUACCACCAUGUCCUUGUCUUGAAUCUCAAGUGUCCUUAAACUUAGAUUUGUCUGUUGAUAAUAUGGUUUUAGGGAACCUUGCUGUCAGAUCGUUUGUUUCUAACACAAUCACUUCCUUUGGAUCUUCAGCUUGAAUUUCUUAAAUUAGUUCUUGUUCAGUGUUUAA
Gossypium raimondii (Peruvian cotton) is the source of this 2724-nucleotide messenger RNA. RefSeq names its product CSC1-like protein ERD4. The transcript has 6 exons. Gene Ontology annotation, molecular function: calcium-activated cation channel activity. Gene Ontology annotation, cellular component: plasma membrane. NCBI's taxonomy places the organism in Eukaryota, Viridiplantae, Streptophyta, Magnoliopsida, Malvales, Malvaceae. The record is from RefSeq and is a predicted model, not a curated record. The coding region runs from base 338 to 2515 and encodes 725 amino acids.